GGUCACGUGAUGGAAAAUUAUGAUCCUUAUCUCUGAAUAAGGUGUUUACCUCAACUGGUAUCUAGUCUGCAAUUACUUGGAGAGUGGCUACGUUUAGUUCAAUCUUCAACAUAUCCACACAGUAAGCAAGUACAGGAACGCAAGGGGAGGUUUGAACUACGAUGUCCCUCAUCGAAAACAUCGCAGGUUUUGUUAACCUGCAAACAGUACUGGUUCUACUGGUUGUACUGCUGAUGACGUACGUCUACGUCACGCGGCCCAGGAACCUGCCUCCGGGACCCUGGGGCUGGCCCAUCGUCGGGAAUCUGUAUACAUUGUCUAAAGGAAAUAUUCACCUAACACUCAGCAAAUGGCGUAAGAAGUAUGGGGCAAUAGUCUUUUUCAAGAUCGGGACUCUGGGAACUGUUUGCCUCAAUGACUAUGACGUCAUCAAAGAGGCAUACGUAAGGAGGUCAGAUAUGUUCGGGAAUCGGCCUACAAACCUACGGAUUGUCAAUCAACUCAUCAAUCAAAAAGGAAUCAUAUUUGCCCCACUCGGUCCCCAUUGGUGGGAACAGCGCCAGUUCGCCGUGGCCAGUCUCGGGUUCGGGAGCCUCCGUAUCAAUGAGAGGAUCCUGGAAGAGGCCGCCACGAUGCAGGCAGAACUGCUGAAGACUAAAGGUAUGGAAGAUAUUAUAAUUAAGCGGUGCUUAAUAUAAAUUGUGAGAAGAUUA
Branchiostoma floridae (Florida lancelet) is the source of this 713-nucleotide messenger RNA. RefSeq names its product cytochrome P450 2J6-like. The transcript is spliced from 5 exons. Bases 162 to 698 code for a protein of 178 amino acids. Gene Ontology annotation, molecular function: iron ion binding; oxidoreductase activity, acting on paired donors, with incorporation or reduction of molecular oxygen; heme binding. The record is from RefSeq and is a predicted model, not a curated record. NCBI's taxonomy places the organism in Eukaryota, Metazoa, Chordata, Leptocardii, Amphioxiformes, Branchiostomatidae.